GCCGCGCCCUGCGUCUGGCCAGCCCGGGGGGUUGGGGGCUGUGGGGGCCCAUCCGUUGUCUUCGGAUGUUUCGGGGAGCCGCCUCGUCAUUUCGAGGCCACGUAAUUCCAGAAAUGCGCUGGGUGGCAUUUGGUGUUGAAUACGGUUUGUUUGAGCAGGCAUGUCACGCGGACGAGACGAUCAUGUUUGGCUAGCCCGGGCUCGACACGCUGUGUGAAUCCAUCUGUGCUGUGCUUCUUUCCACCCCAGAAUAGAUUUCCCCUUCUUUCCCUUGGAAUGUAGUUUACUGUGCAGUGUUGGGACUUGGGGGUGGUUCUUCCCCUUCCCAAGGACUCACUGGCCUUCCUUUCCCUUUGGCUUCCAGGAGCAGAGACACCCGGCUCUCCUGUGCCCCAGCAGAUGCCGCAAAAGGAGACGGGAGCCCAGGCACCCACCCCAGGCGCCCACAGCUGGGCCAGGCGCCUCCUGGGCUUUGAAUGUGCAGACCUGGCCAGCUGGCACCAGUUUGUGUGCUUGCUCAACAGGCCAGCUGACCCCGCAGCGCUGGGGGUCUUCCGCUUCCUCUUUGGGCUGCUGAUGGCCUUGGACAUUCCCCAAGAGCGAGGCUUGAGCUACCUGGAUCACAAAUACCUGGAUGGGCUGCAAGUUUGUCGCUUCCCCCUCUUCAACUUCCUGGAGCCACUUCCUCUGGACUGGAUGUACCUUGUUUACACAAUAAUGCUGCUGGGUGCUUUGGGUAUCAUGCUGGGCUGCUUUUACCGACUCAGCUGCCUCCUCUUCCUGCUGCCCUACUGGUAUAUCUUCUUCCUGGACAAGACCACCUGGAACAACCACUCCUACUUGUACGGCCUCCUGGGUUUCCAGCUGCUGUUCAUGAAUGCAAAUCGCUACUGGUCGGUUGAUGGCCUCCUGCAUCCGCGGAAGAGAAAUGCUCACGUCCCUUUGUGGAACUACACCAUUCUUCGCACGCAGAUCUUCAUUGUUUAUUUCAUUGCGGGCAUCAAGAAGCUGGAUGCUGACUGGGUGGAAGGCUACUCCAUGGGCUCCCUUGCGAGGCACUGGCUCUUCAGCCCCUUCAGGUUGUUGCUUUCAGAGGAGUUGACCAGUUUAUUGGUGGUGCAUGGUGGAGGCCUUGUGUUAGACCUCACCGCUGGCUUUCUGCUCUUCCUGGAUGCUACCCGCCCCGUAGCCAUAUUCUUUGUCUCCUACUUCCAUUGCAUGAAUUCCCAACUUUUCAGCAUUGGCAUGUUCUCCUACACCAUGCUGGCCACCAGCCCACUCUUCUGCUAUCCAGACUGGCCACGCCGACUGAUUACCAGGCUCCCUGCCUGCGUCCAAAAGUUCCUGCCACUUACAAAACCUCCCCAGCACAGCCUGGAAUGUGUUUAUCUGGAAAUGGAGCAGCAAAGACCAAGGGGAGCAGCUCGGAAAUUGGGGCUGCGGCAGAAGCUGGGCACCAUUUUUACAGUUCUGUAUAUCUUGGAGCAGUUCUUCCUACCUUACUCACACUUCAUUACCCAGGGCUACAACAACUGGACAAAUGGGCUCUACGGCUACUCAUGGGACAUGAUGGUCCAUUCACGCUCCCACCAACAUGUGAAGAUUACUUACCGUGACAGUCACACUGGGGAGAUUGGCUAUCUGAACCCUGGGGUCUUCACACAGAGCCGGCGCUGGAAGGACCACGCAGACAUGCUGAAGCAGUAUGCCACUUGUCUCAGUCAUUUGUUGCGUAAUUACAAUGUUUCGGAACCAGAGAUCUACUUUGACGUUUGGGUCUCCAUCAAUGAUCGUUUCCAGCAAAGACUCUUUGAUCCAAACAUGGAUAUUGUACAGGCUCAUUGGUCCCCCUUCCAGAAGACGCCAUGGCUGAAGCCUCUCCUGAUUGACUUGUCACCCUGGCGGACAAAACUGAUGGAGAUUGAAAGCUCGCUGGACAAUCAGACCGAGGUUGUCUUCAUUGCAGAUUUCCCAGGGCUGCACCUGGAGAACUUUGUGAGUGAGGACCUUGGCAACACCAGUCUCCAUUUGCUGAAAGGGGAAGUCAUCGUGGAGAUUGUCAGUGUGCAGAAGAACUAUACGCUGCAGGAGGGAGACCAGAUCCAGCUGCCAGCCGGGGAGUACCACAAGGUCUUCACGGUCUCUCAGGAGCCGUCCUGUUACAUGUAUCUCUAUGUCAACACGACAGAAGCGGCCCUUCAGCAGAAUUUCACUCGACUUCAGGAGUUGCGGGAGAAAGUUCAGAAUGGGACUGAAACGGAACCUCUCCCCCCAGAGUUGCAGCCCAUCUUGGAUGAUUCUCUGGACAACGUGACCCAGACAGACCCAGUCGUUGUGGCUUUCCUCCACCGCCGCCGGCACAUGGAGGAGCUGCAAAGGAGGCGCAACGCCACUUUGCCCGAGCGGUUCCAGCGUUUCUUGAGCAAGAAAUACUUCAUUUUCCGCAGGAGCCUUCUGAUGACCUGUAUCUCCCUGCGGAACUUGGUCCUGGGCCGCCCCUCCCUCGCUCAGCUGGCCCAGGAGGUGGCCUAUGCCAACAUGCAACAAGGUGGCCAACAGGAGAUGGCACCGCGUGGGCCAGAGCGCUCAGACCUCUGAGAAUCAUCGCUACCUCAGCUACCACAUCACCACUACUAGCAGGAAGGUCUUAUUGUGGGCCAAAUCCAGAGGGAUGUAGCCAGCACCUAAGGAGCCACUCUGUGUUGUAUGGCAGGCAUUGACAUGGCCAACCAUCUGAACUGGAGGCAGAGCCCAUUCCUCUUCCAGAUUCCCUCUUUCUGGGAGUCAGGGAGUGGGCCCUGAGCCACCAUGGUCCUCUCCUGCCCUAGAGGGCUUGAGUAGGCCUUGCAGAAAAUGCUGCAGGAAGGGAGGGGGAGUGCAGAUUUCUUGGACUCAGCUGGCCAGCACAGUUGUGAUCUCUAUCUGAUGGAAGGAGGGCUUGGGCAGACAGUGGCUGGGAGGAAAUCAGAGACCUUCACUCUUUAAAACAGUGGCUUUUCUUUGGUGGGCAUUCCAUGGCCUCUUGAUCCCAGCAGAUCCCAGUCUUGGCCCCACUGUGCAGCUGAGCGGAAGGAUUUGGGCAGAGGGGGUGCUUUUUAGAUCACUCUGGCUGUUCCUUUAUUAGGACUAAUUUAGCAAGUCAACAAGGUUUCAGUUUUUUGCUGCAGAGUGGUCAGUUAAGCAGCUUGUGGGGUGGGGGAGAAAGGAAUGUAUGAAUCCAGCCAGGGACAAAAAAAGCAGGCUUGGCUGGGCAAGUCCUAAUAGCUUCUCUGCUCCUCGGUGGAUUUUAGAAUUUCCUCUCUGCUUUCUGAGAUUUCUGUUUGGCUGCAGAUGCUGAACCAAGGAUCUUUUCUAAGGUCAUGAGACAUCUCUCCCAGUCUUGGUCCCUAUCCCAUAAUAUUCCAUAACUGAGAUCAGGCCUAGCAACACAAGCUCAUAGGUAUCCCCAGCUUCUUUGAGAGCCUUACGAGGAGAAGGGCUGGCUACAUCCCGUGUGAUUAAGACAAGAAGGGCCUCAUUUUUUAAAAUUAAAAAUUAUAUUGCACAAAAAUCAGUGUGUUCUUGAUACCUAAAAUCUGCAAAUCAGUAUAUCUGUCAUUGGUUGAUCCUUCAGGUGGCAGGAAAUCAUCGGCUAUCAGGACGUGUUUCUCUGGUGGCUGCUGCUUUCCCUUUGUCUUCUCUCCCUCCAUUCAUGCCUCUCGGCAACAUUGGUUCUUCUCUGUGGAUAGAAGUAUCUGGAUCACACCUUUAAGGACGCUGCUCUUACCAUCUAGCCACUGGCCACAUCUCUCCCAUAAAGCUAGAAGGCAGGGCAUCCGAGGAAGCUGUGGCCAGGUAGGAAAUGCUCCUGUGCCAGGCAUCAGUGGGACUCCCUGUCAUUUGAAAUGAAACCCCCGGCUCAAGGGGCUUGAUAUAUUCCUGGAGGAGGAGAGAAUAAAGAUAUAUUGCCAACUCUGACAGUUUUGUGUAAAUCUUUGCCACUGAAUAUUAACAGAGCUUCAUGUGGGCCUUAGUGAGGGGUGUGGGAGUGAACAGUGGCACCUGGUUUGGUGCCUGCUCCAUUUCUUUCAUAAAGUCGUCCAGUAUGUAAUACGUCAGUGUAAAAAUACUUGUCCCUUAGAUGUGAUAUUUGAUUACAGUCCUUUAACUGCAACUGGCUACUUUCUGUAUUUGGAGGUCAGUAUCUCACAUUGUUGUGUUGGAAUGUGGACCCAUUCUUCCAAUCUUCAGUGUUGCAAUGUGGACCCAUUCCUCCACAACUUCAACAGUUGAGAGCUUUCUAGAAUGAACUCCUUUCAGGUCCUGUCAAAACAGUUGUGUACAGUUUAGUUCUGGACUUUGACUUGGUUGUUCUAAAACGUUGGAUUAUUUGUUUUUCAUUUUCUUGCAGACUUGCUUGGAAUUCUCUUGCACAUCAGCUGACUGAUGGCCUGAUAUUUUCCUGUAGAAUUCUCUUGAUUACAAGGCAGAUUCAUACUGCCUUUAAUGAUGGCAAGUCAUCCAUGCCCUGAGGCAGCAAAGCACUCCCCAAUACAUGAUACUAACACCUCCUUGCUCAGUAGGUGGUAUAACUAUCAGGUUGACUCAUCUGUCCAUAGAACAUUCUUCCAGAAGUCAUCCAGGUGCUUUUUGAGACAAGCGUCAGUGUCCCUAACGAUGGCUUUUGUUGUGCUGCUCUCCCAUGAAUCGUGUGCUUUUCUGUGUGUGGAGACAUGAACCUCUGGAGGUUGAUCAAGGUUCCUUUGAGCCUCCCGGGCACUGCGGAAUGGUUUUGACAGGACAGCCACUCUGGGAAAGAUUCAUUACUGUCCCAAGUCUUCAUUUCAAGAUUAUGCUGCUGAUUGUGGAUUGGAGGAGCCCCAGAGCUUUAGAAAUGUUUCUGUGACCUUUUCCAGACUCACAAAGGUCUUCAGCAAUUUCUUUUGAGUGGGGCAUGGCACUAUGCAGUGAGGACUUCCCAAUGGUAAGGGAGCCAAAAUUGUGAGAUUUAUAUAAGGCAGGGCUGGUCCAAAUUAGAUCUGAUUGUUUAAUGACAUAGAUUGUUACUCCUUUAACUACUUGAACUAAGGAAGAGUUACUUUUUCAUACCGGCACAUUGUAUAUUAGAUGACUUUGAAACAAGCACCAAAGUUUGGUACUUGUCACUCAGACAACUCUUUGUAUAUCAUGUAGGACUUGCAUGAAGCUCCAAAAACAUUCAAUGGAAAAGAAACACAUUUAGAAAAAACUGAAAAAAGGCAAAUAUUUUUUCACAGAAUUGUAGUUUUGCCACUGCUGGAGAAAGUUUGCCCACAAGUUUAACCAUAUGACAAACUGGGAUCUAAAUUCUGAAUCUUGCGGGUCUCCUUAUACAGGUGAAACUCGAAAAAUUAGAAUAUCAUGCAAAUGUUCAUUUAUGUCA
This is a messenger RNA of Python bivittatus (Burmese python), 5401 nucleotides long. The record is from RefSeq and is a predicted model, not a curated record. Lineage: Eukaryota; Metazoa; Chordata; Lepidosauria; Squamata; Pythonidae.